CUCAGUCAGCUCGGCGACAGCGUCCCGUGGGGCAGGCCGGCGUGAGCGCGGGCACCUGUUGCGGCGCACCUGUUGCGAGCUCGGUGGGCCCGCAGCUGAUCGAUCGGCCAUGCACCUGCUGGACGUGGUUCGCAGCUGGCGGGACUCGAGGCGCCUGGUGCUGCUCAUCGUGGCCGUGGCCCUGCUGCUGGACAACAUGCUGCUCACCACGGUCGUGCCCAUCAUCCCCAACUUCCUGUAUGAACUGAACCUGCCUGCGAAGAACGACAGUGGCGCUGAUGGCGGACCUGCGCUUCUGCUGCACCCGCCACCGGCCACGGACAGCAGCGAUUGGGAAGUGCCCGGCCGCACGCUGGUGCCGCCGGCGCCCACCGAGCCCGAACCGCUACCCACAUCCAGCACGCUCAGCCCGCAGGAGAUGAAGACGCGCCACGACCUGCUGAAUAACGAGAAUGUCGAAGUGGGCAUUAUGUUCGCCUCGAAGCCAGUCGUCCAGGCGCUCGUCAACCCGGUCGUGGGACCGCUGACUAACCGCGUCGGCUACUCACUGCCCAUGUUCGCUGGAUUUCUCAUCAUGUUUGUGUCGACACUCGUGUUCGCGGCUGGAACGAAUUACGCCACGCUGUUCCUGGCACGUACGCUGCAAGGCGUGGGCUCAGCGUGCACCAGCGUGGCUGGCAUGGGUAUGCUGGCCGAGAAGUACCCUGAUGAUCGGGAACGGGGCAAUGCCAUGGCCAUCGCCAUGGGCGGCCUCGCCCUUGGCGUCAUGAUUGGACCGCCUUUUGGAGGCGUCAUGUAUGAGUUCGUCAGCAAGAGCGCCCCCUUCCUCGUGCUCGCAGCCAUAGCGCUACUGGACGGCCUAUUGCAGCUGGUGGUGUUGCGGCCAAGGAUGCGGCGGGACAUCGAGCAGGGCGCCUCCCUGAAGGCGCUCGCCCAGGACCCGUACAUCUUGGCUGCGGCGGGAGCCAUCACGUUCGCGAACCUAGGCAUCGCGGUGCUGGAGCCGUCGUUGCCGCUCUGGCUGAUGGACACCAUGCAGGCUCCCCGUUGGCAGCAAGGUGCCGUCUUCCUGCCGGCCAGUAUCUCUUACCUGGUCGGCACAAACGUCUUCGGCCCAAUGGGCCACAAGUUGGGGCGAUGGCUCUCCUCCAUGAUGGGUCUCUUCAUCAUUGGCAUCUGUCUCGUAUGCAUACCUAUGGCGAAGAACGUGAACCACCUAAUUGUCCCCAAUGCUGGAAUCGGUUUCGCCAUCGGCAUGGUUGACUCUUCCAUGAUGCCCAUGUUGGGGUACCUCGUGGACAUUCGGCAUGCGUCUGUAUACGGCAGCGUGUACGCCAUCGGAGACACUGCAUUCUGCAUCGGAUUCGUUCUCGGACCUAUCAUCAGCAGCAGCGUCGUCAAGACCUUGGGAUUUCAAGCGCUGCUCUACCUCACGGCUACAGUGUGCUUCGCCUACUCGCCGGUGAUGUUCCUGCUAAAGAACCCUCCAGGCCGCCAGGAGAAUCAGUCGCUGCUGCUGCGAAGCGGCUCUUCGGACGUCCGCUACAAGAGCUACGCCAACGAGGAUGACUCCCCGGAGCACAAACAGCAGCACUGA
Molecule: messenger RNA, 1597 nt
Organism: Dermacentor silvarum
Lineage: Eukaryota; Metazoa; Arthropoda; Arachnida; Ixodida; Ixodidae
Gene: Vmat
Product: synaptic vesicular amine transporter
Exons: 7
Coding region: 110-1597 (495 amino acids)
Biological process (GO): transmembrane transport; aminergic neurotransmitter loading into synaptic vesicle
Cellular component (GO): synaptic vesicle membrane; terminal bouton
Molecular function (GO): serotonin:sodium:chloride symporter activity
Source: RefSeq, a predicted model, not a curated record